CCCCGCCCCGCCCCCGCCUGGAGCCCCUGGGCGCUGGUCCCGGGGCCGCAGUUCUGGGUGCUCUGCGCAGUCUUUUCUCGGGAAGGAGGGGCCGCUUGUUGAACGUUGACCUCUUCCUAUGAGAGUGUGGGAAACCAAAGAGAGAAAAAGGACUGGCCCCAGGGUCACAGGUUAAUGACCCUCUUGGCCCGAGCACUUUCCCCCAAAACAACUGUGGGGAACACAAGGGCACCCCUUUCUAUCAACAAAUGGAGAGCUGUCUCAGGGAAGAGCUGUUGAUGUAAGGGAGUCUGAAGCGAGAGCAGUGUGAAGGAAGGAAGGGGCUGCGGGGUGAAUACACACACACCGCACCAUGCACAGUUCCCUGUGGCGCCAGGACGGGCUCCAGCACUGUCUCUGCAGAAGGUCUGCCCUGGAGCUCUGCUGUCCCCGCAGCUCUGGAUGAGCGCUCCGACCCAGUCCUCAUCCUGUUUCUCUCUCCCAGAGCCCAACUGUUGUCACUUCAUGCUCUGCCAAGGAGGAGGGGACUGCAGUGACAGCGGGAGUAGCUGAGUGGGAGGCAGGGCCGGGACUCAGGUAUGGAGAGGGAGGUGCAGAGGCCAGGUGCCAGUGAGACGCAGAGACAGAGCAGUGGAGCCGGGUGAAGGGUGGUGAGAACCGGGGGCAGAGUGGGAACCAGAAGUAGCAGAAAAGGGCAGAAGGCAGGGGUACCUGUGGGUGGCGGGCCUCUCAGCCAUGUUGGGAGCAAACCGACCCGGGCUACCAAGUCUCCUACACAGCCUGGGCGUGCCCUUGGCCCUGGUGCUUCUAGCUGUGAGGGUUGGGUGGGCCCAGGAGGGAUCAGAGCCUGUCCUGCUGGAGGGCGAAUGCCUGGUGGUCUGUGAGCCUGGCCGAGCUGCUGCAGGGGGCCCGGGGGGCGCAGCUCUGGGAGAAGCACCCCCAGGAAGAGUGGCAUUUGCGGCCGUCCGGAGCCACCACCACGAGCCAGCAGGGGAGACCGGCAACGGCACUGGUGGGGCCAUCUACUUUGACCAGGUCCUGGUGAACGAGGGUGGUGGCUUUGACCGGGCCUCAGGCUCCUUCGUAGCCCCUGUCCGAGGAGUCUACAGCUUCCGGUUCCAUGUGGUGAAGGUGUACAACCGACAGACCGUCCAGGUAAGCCUGAUGUUGAACACAUGGCCUGUCAUCUCAGCCUUUGCCAAUGACCCUGAUGUGACCCGGGAGGCAGCCACCAGCUCUGUGCUGCUUCCCCUGGACCCUGGGGACCGAGUGUCCCUGCGCCUGCGUCGGGGGAAUCUUCUGGGUGGCUGGAAAUACUCGAGCUUCUCUGGCUUCCUCAUCUUCCCACUCUGAGGGCCCAAAGGCCUUUCAAAGCCAGAAGUCCACCCCAACUACUGCUCUACCUACCCUCCCCACCCCCAAGACAGCAUCCCUGGGGCAAGACAGACCUCCGCAGGUUGCCUGUAUCCCACCUUCUUGCAUGAAAUCCUGUGCCAAGCUCAAAAACAAGAGAGAAGAGAGAAGAGAGAAAAGAGAAGAGAGAAGAGAGGAGACGGAGAAAGAAGAGAAG
Molecule: messenger RNA, 1570 nt
Organism: Chinchilla lanigera (long-tailed chinchilla)
Lineage: Eukaryota; Metazoa; Chordata; Mammalia; Rodentia; Chinchillidae
Gene: Cbln3
Product: cerebellin 3 precursor
Exons: 3
Coding region: 736-1353 (205 amino acids)
Molecular function (GO): protein binding
Source: RefSeq, a predicted model, not a curated record